UUUUCGGAAUGCAGCAAAUGCACUCGGGAAGUUCCUCCAAAACAUCAGUUCGGCUGUUAAACUCUAGCUGAAAGCCACUUCUCAAAUCGCGAACCUCGUAACGGCAGCUGCAGGAUCGCGAACCUCAUAACGGCAGCUGCAGGAUCGCGAACCUCAUAACGGCAGCUGCAGCGAGCACAGUGCCCCAACCGCCACAGUCACAAUGUCCGCUGUUAUCCAGAGAGCCGCCUGGAAACUCCGUCACAGAUAUGUUCCCAAAUUAUCUAGUUUGUAUCUUCCCAGGACCCGACACUUGAGCACUCAAGCAGUACGUCGACAAGAUGGAGCCAGCGUGGGUCUCUAUGGAUUCGAUCACUUGAAGACUCCCAAAGGCUUUCAGCGCUUCGUUGAUGACGCCAUCGAGAGGUCUGGGGAACUAGUCGAUCAUAUUUCUACAAUGCCUUCAUCAGCUGAAAUUGUCCGAGCCAUGGAUGAGAUUUCAGACACAGUGUGCUCUGUUGUUGACUCGGCAGAACUUUGUAGACAUACUCAUCCAGACAGGGAGUUUGUUGAAGAAGCUAACAAGGCAUCAAUGAGAAUCAAUGAAUAUCUACAUUAUCUCAAUACAAAUCAUACUUUAUAUGCUGCGGUUAAAAAAGCAGAAGAAGAUGGGCAUUUGCUAACAAAGGAGGCUCAUAGGGCUGCCCACCACUUACGCAUUGAUUUUGAAAAGGGUGGAAUCCAUCUAUCUGUUGAGAAAUUAGAUAGAGUAAAUCAGCUAAACAUUGACAUUUUUCAGCUUUCUAGGCAAUUUGGUGAAAAUAUUAGUAUUGAUCCAGGUCAAGUGGAUAUAUUUCCAGCAUCGAGAAUCCCAAAAAAUAUUCAACCUCUCCUAACUCCUGUUCACCGCUUCACAUCUGGAACUUCUGGAGGAUUGUUAAGGUCACAAAAAGAAAAAGGACUUAGGAUAAUAACAGAGCCACGUACUCUACUUUCUGUUCUGCAUUGGGCAUCAGAUGAUGAGGUUAGAAAGAUGGCAUAUAUCGAAGGAAACUCAGUUCCAUGUGCAAACCUCAAAGUUCUUGAUAAGCUUAUUGCUGCUCGCCAUGAGCUUGCUCAGAUUAUGGGGUAUAGAUCUUAUGCUGAAUUCAUGGUGAAACCGAACUUGGCUUCAUCACCUGAAGUUGUGACGUCUUUUCUCUGUGAGAUGAGUGAGAUGAUCAGACCAAAAGCUGAUAAGGAAUUUGAGACUAUUCGAAACUUUAAGAGAGAAAAAUGUGGUCAAAGAUGUGUUAAUUUAGAGCCAUGGGACGAGGCAUAUUAUACAGGGAUGAUGAAGUCUUCCGUUCAGAAUUUGGACUCUUCGAUAGUAGCAUCAUAUUUUCCUCUGCAACAGUGUAUUGAAGGUUUGAAAGUACUGGUGAAGUCAUUAUUUGGUGCAACGUUUCAUAGUGUCCCAAUGGCUCCAGGUGAAUCGUGGCACCCAGAAGUGCUUAAAAUGUGUCUUCAUCAUCCUGAAGAGGGUAAUUUGGGAUAUCUGUACCUUGAUUUAUAUUCCAGGAAGGACAAAUAUCCCUGUUGCGCUAAUUUUGCAAUUAAAGGAGGACGCCGCAUAUCUGAAACAGAAUACCAGCUGCCUAUUGUGGCCCUUGUUUGCAAUUUUUCGGGAUCAUAUAGUUCACCUGUGAGGCUUAACCACUGGGAAGUGGAAACUCUAUUUCAUGAGUUUGGACAUGCUCUUCAUUCCUUACUCUCGAGAACGGACUAUCAACAUUUUUCAGGUACUAGGGUAGUUCUCGACUUUGCCGAAACUCCUUCAAACCUGUUUGAGUACUAUGCCUGGGAUUAUCAAGUCCUGAGAACGUUUGCCAAGCACUAUUCAACUGGUGAAAUAAUACCUGAGAAGUUGGUCAAGUCAAUGCAAGGUGCUAGAGAUAUGUUUGCAGCUACUGAAUUGCAACGCCAGGUUUUCUAUGCUUUGGUUGACCAAACACUUUUUGGAGAACAACCAGCUUCUUCUAGGGAUACCAGUUCUAUUGUUGCAGAUCUUAAAAGACAACACACCAGUUGGAAACAUGUCGAGGGUACACAUUGGCAAAUCAGAUUCAGUCAUCUUGUAAAUUAUGGAGCAGGUUACUAUAGCUACUUGUAUGCUAGAUGUUUCGCUGCAACCAUAUGGAAAAAGUUAUGUCAUGAAGAUCCACUUUCAUUAACCACAGGGACUGCUCUUAGAAUGAAAGUAUUGCAGCAUGGUGGAGCCAAAGAUCCUUCAGAAAUGUUGAAUGAUAUAGCAGGAGAAGGGAUUUUAAGGCAUUCCAAUGGAGGGAUAGUUCCAGACAUGACAAGCUUUUUGGACGAGUUGAGGUUGGUGGAUGAUCAACAUUAAAAGAUGGAGAAUAGCAAUAAUUGGAUAAACCUAGAGAAAAGGAUAUACACUCAUGGGGCAAAGUAUGAAGCAGACAACCAAUCGUUUGAUGAUUUUAUGCAAUUUUAUUCUAACAGCGCAUGUGGGAAGAAGUGUCAUCUGUUUUAAUUCCCAUCAUCGGACAAAGGACCCAACCCAGCAAAUAUGGGCACAGCGAAUGGUUGCAUGCCAUGGCCGCUUCAGGAACUGUGCCAACGUGGGAGUGAGAGAGUUUCAUUUGAAGAGUCCUUUGAGUUUUUCUUGCGAUGAUAAAUGAUUGCAAGAUGAAGUGAGAUCGACUAUUUUUUAUUGAUCACAUCCAUCAUAACCUUUUUUAUUUUGAUUCUUUUGAAGGUCAUUUAUAUCAAUUAUAGAACAGCAGACUUUCAUAUGAUACAAAUAAUUUAUAAUUAUGAAUCGAUGAGAGCAAAACCCAUCAAAAUCA
This is a messenger RNA of Jatropha curcas, 2828 nucleotides long. RefSeq names its product Zincin-like metalloproteases family protein. The record is from RefSeq and is a predicted model, not a curated record. Gene Ontology annotation, biological process: peptide metabolic process; proteolysis. NCBI's taxonomy places the organism in Eukaryota, Viridiplantae, Streptophyta, Magnoliopsida, Malpighiales, Euphorbiaceae. Gene Ontology annotation, molecular function: metalloendopeptidase activity.